AUGUCAGAACUGGAAAAAGCCUUCCGCAAAUUUGCGGUGUAUGGAGACACAGCUGCCACAGGCAAUGACAUGACAGGCAAGAACUUCUCCAAGAUGUUGAAGGAAUGUGGUGUAAUGGAUGGCAAAGCAGUGACCAGCACUGAUGUGGACAUUGUCUUCAAUAAAGUCAAGGCUAAGACUGCUCGCAACAUCACAUAUUCAGAGUUCCAAGAAGCAAUAAAAGAGCUGAGUGUUAAACGCUUCAAAGGAAAGUCCGCAGAGGAGGCUUUGCAGGCCACUCACCAGUUGAUGGAGGGCAAAGAACCAGGCAAUGUAGGAGCGACGAAAACUGUUGCAGCUGGUGCAGUAGACAGACUGACGGACACCAGCAAAUACACGGGUUCUCACAAGGAACGCUUUGAUGAAAGUGGCAAAGGCAAAGGGAUUGCUGGGCGUGCAGAGUUGACUGACAACAGCGGCUAUGUUGGGGCUUAUAAGGGAGGUGGAACUUACGAUAAGACCCACUAA
Thamnophis sirtalis is the source of this 507-nucleotide messenger RNA. The record is from RefSeq and is a predicted model, not a curated record. NCBI's taxonomy places the organism in Eukaryota, Metazoa, Chordata, Lepidosauria, Squamata, Natricidae.